CCACAACCAAAGGAACUGGAUGCUGACGAGGGCAAAUGGCGAAGGUAUUUGAAGAAGAUCGCACCUUCCCUUUUCGGACUGUGAGCGGAGUCCAAACUUCGGCAAAAAAGUUAUGUCGAGUUACUUCUCCGCAGCAUGUGGAGGACUUUGUUUACAUCCCACCGGCUCUGCCAGAAAAUAAAGCAAGCUUUGAACUUUUAGCACCAGCUGCGGAUGUGUCAGAAGGAGGAGGAGGAGGAGGAUUUUCUCAAGUGCAUGAUUUGUCCAGAACAAAAUCAACUAGUCAGCGGGCACAAGGAGAAGGUGGAUGUGACCAUUACAAGUCAUCUCAAUGGCGUUCAAAUUCAAGUGAUGUACACGGAACUGUAGAAAACCUUUCAACAGCAGCAGCAGAUGGCAGCAAACUCAAAGGAAAUGAUAUUUUGAUCUCCCACUACACAGGAGGACAAAACGAAGCAAUGAAAGCUAUUGUUCAGCGAAAACGGCAGAGUAACCCCAAAGGAAAAAACAUUAAAGUACAGCUUCUGCAGAAGCCUUCUUUUGAAGACACAAAGUCAUUUAUACAGGGUGCUAGAGAGAUCAACUGUAACUCCAAUUCCAUUACGACAGCAGCUGCCACUGCCGCAGCCAUUGCUGCAACUGCCCCUCUGAUUAAGGCUCAGAGUGACCUUGGAGCUAAGAUUGCUACUGUGAAUGAGUUGGUGACUAAACUCCAGGAAAUGGAUCAACAAGUAAAACAGAUUGCUGAAGAGCAAGCAAAGGCUUCAACUCAGGAUCCAAAGUCCAAGAAGCAUACAGAAAGAAUCAGGGAAUUGGAGGCGCAGUUAAGCAUGCUUUUAAAUCAACGACUGAGCCAUCUGGAAAAAAUUCAAGAACAUCAGCUAGAACUUCAGUCACGAAUGUUUACCUCAGCAUUUACAACAAGCCGCAUUCACCGAGAUGGUGCAUUUCCAGCACAUUCUGAUACAUUGUUGCGAUGUUUAGAAACAUGUUCUAAAGCACAGACACUGAAUCAAGGACUCCAGAAGUUGCCUAGCAACAGCAUAAAUUACAUAUCACUCAGUGAUGUGCCAUCUGACGUCCCUACAGCAACACAAGCUUAUCAGAGCCGUCCUGGUGCAUUUGGCAUGGGAAAUUCACUGCAGACCCCAGCACCUCGCAAGUCUGCCCCUGUGCCAAUGUCUAAGGAUGUUCAGGUUCAACAGAAGAUGAAGUCUGCUGUUCAAAAAUCCAAAGCAAAUGCAAAUAUUUCCACAGCUGGACAAGGAAAUAGGAAUUUUUUGGAAGACAUUCUAAAUAAUCAGGAAACUCCAACAAGUGAGAUGCAUGCUGUACAGAGGUCCAGUGUUGCCAUGACGACUGCCGGCAGAUAUCCAGAAAGGUCCAGCUCAAGCAACCCGCUGACUGAAUCGUUUGCAACCUUUGUAGACCCCUCUAGGGGUUCUCGAUCAGCAGCAUGCAAAACUAAACCAGAUGUACAGAGAGCUGCUGAUGUACUGCAUGACCUUGGAAAACUGAAUGGAGAAAUGCACAACAUUCUACAGGAGGCAGAGCAGUGGCAGUCUUGCAUGCAAGGCAUUAAGCUGAAGCAACCUACACUCAGUGCCAAAGGAACAGAAUCUGGUUGUUCACAGAAACCUUCACUGAUUGAGUCAGUAAAGGCACCAAAAUCAAUGUUUGAAGAUGCUGAACAAAUUUUGCGAAAGGUGCAAAUGAACAAGAAAUUUAUUGAAGAAAAUCUUGAAGCAAUUGUUAGAGCAAAGGACCAUUCUUCAUUAUAUUCAAUAAUUGACUCCUUAACUGCAAACAGUGAUGAAGCCGAGAAGAUUCGUAUUGGAAAGACUGUUGAUGCCUGGAUCACAGUUAUUAAUAAGGAUAUCCAGGGUGAAAUUGCAAGGAAGAAUUAUCUUCAAAGUAAAUCAAAACAACAAGAAUUGAGUCUUACAAGAAAAGAACAUGAUGUCAAGGCUAUCAAAUUUAACAAAGAUAUAAAAGAGAAAGCACAAAAUAAACCAGAAUCAACUAUAGACGGACCCAAAAGCACAGCAAGAACAGUGUGGAAGCAACUCAAGGAGGAUUAUGGAAAUAGGAAUCAGGGAAACAUGGCUGCCACACAGUCAUUGCAGAAGAAGGAACAGAAAUCAAAGAUAUCUAUGGAUGGGAUUAUGCCACCUACCCCAGUGUUAAAAGGUGAAGAUUACCUCCAAAAAGUAUAUGGAAAGGCACUUUAUCAGGGGCAUCGCAGUACAUACAAAAAAGGGCCAUAUUUAAGGGUGAAUUCUCCAGUCCCUAAAUCCAAAACGCAAAGGCCUAAAAUAAUUGAGAAUACUAAGGGUGUCAAGGUGAAAUCUGCAAGAACACAAACUAUUCCCUCUGUAUUCAAGCCAGACUUAAUUCUCCCAGUAAGGCAGCAGCCUCCUGCUCCACAUUUUCAGAGCGACCAGUAUCUUUUUAGUCCUUCUCAUCAGAUAAUGUCUGGAUCCAUCAUUUCAGGCCCAGUUGAAGGGCAUCUUGUCCCAAUGGCAAUUGCCUUAGGUGUGCCCCGGGUGGACCGUGCUGUUCCACGACCUGCAGAUUUGAUUAUCAGCAAUGCACAUCCAACUACGUUAACAACGGCCUCAUCUCAUCAGAUACCACAGCCUGAGAUGAAAAAAAACAUAACUGUCAUACACAUGAAAUCUGAAAAGAAGGAUCCACCCAAGCUAACUGUACAGGUAUUGCCCAAUGUGGAUAUUGAUAGUCUUCCAAGUAUUAGUCCAGAAAGAAGCCAGAGAUCACCGAGCCCUGAGCAACAGCAGAUGAUGCAACAGACUGCACCAACUCUGAAACAGUCUCCAGAACUGGUACAAGAUGAGGAGGACGACAGCACUGAAUUCCCAGGAACCAGUUAUAUUGCUGUUGCUGAUUUAUCAAAGGAAUCUGAGAUUGAUACUGAGUAUCAAGGAUCACCCGAACGAGGGAUAGAGUUAGAAGGCUUUGCUGAGUCCAUCUCUGCUUUUAACAAGGGUCCAUCGUUUCCUCCCUUUGUUCCUGCCGUUCAGCCAACUGUUGACAUUGUUGGAGUAAUAGAACGCAACAUGUCCUUAGAAGAUCAGUUGAUCGAGAGAGUUGAACAAGAAGUCAUGUCACGGCUUAUGAGUAAGAUGUGUCCUAUACAACCUAAGUCACAAGUUAUUCAGUCUGAAAGUGAGGAGAGUAUGCUGUCAGACUCAGAUAUUGUAGUAAAGGCUGCUGGUGGAGGAGGCUUGCAGCUGUUUGUUGAUGCAGGUGUUCCUGUAGACUCUCAAAUGGUUCGACAGAUUGUAGAUGAAGCACUUGCUGAAACUAUUGCUGUAAUACUGGGACAGCACCAGAGUGAAAGAAAAGUACCGAUACAGGAACUUACUCAACGAAGAGCACCUUCACCGACAAUGCUGAUUCCAACACCAGAUCCAACCCCCAGACAAACCCCAUCACCUCCAGCAAGAGAUGAUACCCGUAUUCAAACCCCAGACAUCACACCCCAAGAUUCUGUUGAGAAUGAAUCAGGAUCAGAGCCAGAAUUGGAGCCUUUAAUGAAAUCAGCACUGAUCGUGGAUGAUAUCGGACUAAAACCUGCAGAAAAAUCUAGCCCUGUUGUUACUCCUGUUAUCACGCCAAUUCCUACUCUUUCAAGAGUAUCCACACCUUCGCCAAUAUCACAUCCAGCCUUGAGGAGCAAUUCAGUGCUGUUGCAGAAGCUUCCAAAUCCCUGGGGAGAUGCAGAGCUCCCUCUAGAGGAAGAAAAUCCUAGCCCAGCCCAAGUAGCAGCACCACAGCAAAGAGGCAUUAUCAUGUCAGUAGCAAAAGAUGAAGAACCUGAGAACUUAAUUCAGCCUCCUCUACAUUCAACUGCCCCUGAGAGUCUUCCAUCACAUGUGCAAGCUCCAGCACCCCCUUGUCAAUCACUGGCUCAAUCUGCAUCCACUGAGGAGAGUAGCUCAACAAUCUCUGUUACUGAAACCGAGACUGCUGAUCGAAACAUUUCUGAAGGAGAGAUCCUAGUAAGCCAUGAGCAGAUGGCUGCAGCAAACGCCUUAGCAGAAGGAGGUAUAUUUCUUCCAAACCUCAGUGAUAGUCUGUCUAGCACACUCCUUGAUGCUCAAGAAAUGGAUGAAGAUCCUCCCAGUGAGGGACAAGUUAUCUCAAAGCCAUGCAAAGGACUACACAAGUACUCACUUGGCAGAAUGUUACCCAAAGUUAGCCAGUGUAUAUAUCCUCCACAAGUACAUCAUCAUGAGAACUCUGAUAAUGAUAGCAGCACGGGACAGAUUAGUGAAGGCCAAAUGCCCAGACUUACGAAAGCAGCAGAAAGCAUCCUGAUUGGACAGCCACAAAACAUCAAUCGCUCCUCAAUAAAUAAUUACGUAAAAAUGCCACAAGCAAGACGCUCACCAUCACCUGGGCAAUUCAAUACUCAAACAGAAAAGAAUGGAAGAGAGUCUGAAGCCAGCUAUGGACCUCUGACCUUGGGGGAUCUUGAAGUAUACCCAGUCUCGGCACAACAGGUGAAAGUUGUGCCCUGGAAGACUCUUGUGGUGGGCAAUCAGGGACAGGGUGAUGAUGUAGCAGUAACAGAGCAGAAACAAACAACUGCACGAGUGAUACAAGUGGAAAGUAGAACCAAGGAUUUAUGGCCAGGUACAGAAGUUGAAGGGUCUCCUGAACCUCAGGCGGGUCCUUUGAAAAUGUCUGUAACUCUGCCCUCCAUGAAUGAAGACCAAUCUGGCAGCAUAAGCACAAUAGAUGGUGAUGAUACUUCCGGGGCUGAAAUAUUUUGAAGCUUGGCAGCAUUUUCUUAUAAAGCACUUCUAAUACUUUCCAUUUUUCUAACAAUUGUUUAAAGACAACAUAGAUUAACAUUUUAAUAUGCAGUUUUGAUAACCUAUUUAUCUUGCAGUCUCAACUUAUAGCUACACUGCUAAAUUAUUUUCUUAAAUUGAGGAUUAUGAUUUAUCAUGUUAGAAUCUAUGUUUAUAAUUGUGUUUUGGUCACUUAUGAAUAAUAAAUUUGGAGUUUUUUAUCAAUGGAAAGAUUGAUAAUAUUAGUC
This is a messenger RNA of Mobula hypostoma (lesser devil ray), 5068 nucleotides long. Its product is annotated as KIAA0586 ortholog. Gene Ontology annotation, cellular component: centriole; ciliary basal body. The transcript has 31 exons. The record is from RefSeq and is a predicted model, not a curated record. NCBI's taxonomy places the organism in Eukaryota, Metazoa, Chordata, Chondrichthyes, Myliobatiformes, Myliobatidae. The coding region runs from base 36 to 4799 and encodes 1587 amino acids. Gene Ontology annotation, biological process: smoothened signaling pathway.